GGAGACAGGAAGGGGCGGGGCGCCAGCGGCUGACAGGCAGCGCCGCACCGGAGGCAGCGGCUGCACCGCAGAGGGGACGCAGCCACAGCUCAGUGCCCCCACCCUCGCCGUCCCGGCCAUCGGUCCGGGUCCGCGGGGCCUGCGGCGACCCUCGGCACCAAGCACCGGGCGAGCGGCGACACCGGGGCCAUGGCCAUAGCCACCGUGGCGGCUCCGUCUGCCUGGGCCCUCGGGGUCUCGAGCCCGGCCGCCGCCCCCAGCUCCUACGGGGUGUUCUGCAAAGGGCUCUCCCGCACGCUGCUCGCCUUCUUCGAGCUGGCCUGGCAGCUGCGCUCGAAUUUCCCGUACUUCUACGUCGCGGGCUCCGUCAUCCUCAACAUCCGCUUGCAGGUACAUUUCUAGAGUCGCGAUUACGCUAACGGUCUCCGGACCGGCACCAUGGCGGACUCCCAGGAGGCCCCGCGACGGAGCGGAGCGGAGCUGCGGACGCGGCCUCCUGGGUCUCGCGAGAAUGGCCGGUCGCCCGGCGCUGCUGCACUCGCCGCCGCCGUCCGCCGAGCUCCCGGACGGGCUCGGGAGUCCUGCCGGGACCGGAGAGGAUAGACGGGAUGUCCAGUAACAGGGGAGAAUUUAAUCACGGCCCACGACAAGAUCUAAGAAGCUGUGCGCCCUUAAAACAAAAUCAGGACGAACAGGAUGCGUAUUAUCAACAACAGAAGGCGACUGAAUUUUUCAGGAAACCAAUGUAACAUACAAGUUCAUGGCUCAAAUUAAGAUUUUAAAAAAUCACCCAUUUCGGGAAUUUGGGGUUGACUUGUAAGCAAGAGAUUGAAUGAGUGAAGAAGCUGGAGAUCUUAAGGAUAUGACGUGGAAGGCAUGUAUUUCUUCAUUCCCCCAAGAGAAAAUGACAGUCAAUUUUCAGUGAGAUUAAAAAGAACUGUACAGGAAAAGCAUCCUUCCGAUGUCAGACAGUGUGAAACGCUGCCGGAUCUUGAGCAGAGGGUUGGAGUGUAAGACUGUGGACUCUGUUUCGGCGUCCCUGUGAGUGGCCCGGUUCCAGACCUUGGCGCCAAAGAAAAGGAAACCCAGUUCAGCAGAAAGCCUGGCUAUUUAAUGAAUAACAUUUAAAUAAUCAGAAUAAUUUAUGCGAAUGCUGUCUAUCGUCUUUUUCUUUUAAGAGGAUACUUAAUUAUGGUGACAAAGUAGAAUACAAGUGUGGUCACCCGUGAUCAUGUAACAGCACUGUUUUCGGGGGGCGGGGGGAGGGUGUUGAAGGGAGGAGAGGAAGGGAAAUGGAGUGGCAAUGGGGUCUUUAUGUAAAGUGGGAAGUUGAAAGAUACAGUCCUGCUCACGAGGAAAGAAGACAUUUUUUGAGAGGGUGGCCAUAAGGUUGCUAAAAUAGCAUUGGAACUAUUAAACAGGGAGGAGAGUAGAAGAGAACAGCAGUAAGUCAAUGAAUGCUUAAUGACGAGUGUCAGGUGGCAAAUCUCCAAAGAAAAACUGAAUACCUGGUAUGUUGGAAUAUAGAGUUGAGAUUUUGAGUGUUUCAGAGAGUCUGGAGAUGAAUUAGUGGUCUGCAUGAAUACCUGGUAUGUUGGAAUAUAGAGUUGAGAUUUUGAGUGUUUCAGAGAGUCUGGAGAUGAAUUAGUGGUCUGCAUGAAUACCUGGUAUGUUGGAAUAUAGAGUUGAGAUUUUGAGUGUUUCAGAGAGUCUGGAGAUGAAUUAGUGGUCUGCAGAUGUUUAUUUUUAUUGUUUUUAAUAAGAAAACAAAGCUGAGGCAAUUAUGAACCCAGGAAAAAUAAAAGCUUGUUCAGGAACUAUGCUGCAUACCUCAGCUGUGAAUAACACUCGUCAUAAAGUCAGUCAUAAUUAUGUUAGCACUGAAUAUGGAUAGAACAUGAUUAUGUAACAUGGGAGGGAUGGAGAGGAGAGGUGUGUGUAAUGGGGAAGAAUCAGUGAAUAAAAAAGCAAUAUUGGA
Messenger RNA from Myotis davidii, 1978 nucleotides. It is a transcript of the gene SMIM10L1, whose product is annotated as small integral membrane protein 10 like 1. The record is from RefSeq and is a predicted model, not a curated record. The transcript has a single exon. NCBI's taxonomy places the organism in Eukaryota, Metazoa, Chordata, Mammalia, Chiroptera, Vespertilionidae. The coding region runs from base 190 to 402 and encodes 70 amino acids.